This is a messenger RNA of Hylaeus anthracinus, 2052 nucleotides long. RefSeq names its product probable tRNA(His) guanylyltransferase (gene THG). Lineage: Eukaryota; Metazoa; Arthropoda; Insecta; Hymenoptera; Colletidae. The transcript has 3 exons. Bases 223 to 1287 code for a protein of 354 amino acids. Gene Ontology annotation, biological process: tRNA modification. Gene Ontology annotation, molecular function: magnesium ion binding; tRNA guanylyltransferase activity. The record is from RefSeq and is a predicted model, not a curated record.
CAACAAAACGAACCUAACCAAUAAAUGUACACGUGGGCAAUGAAAAAUAUAAGUACACGUGUACCGAGAGAAUAUCAAAUUUAAAAUAAAAAACAGGUGAUAGCUGCCGAGUAAAAACCGUCGAGAUCGAAAUUUCGUUCAACCAAGGCUGAAGUUGAACCUCAACAGUGGAAAUAACAACACUCGGCAGUUUCAGAGAACGUUUUCUGACAGUAGAGACGGAUGAAGGGAAGUAACUUCCUGAAAAUCAUUAGCUUGGUCAAACAAGUGGUCAUAAGCCGGCAUAUAAGUUUGUCGACAAUGGCUAAGAGCAAAUUUGAAUACGUGAAGGAAUUCGAGCGCGACGAUAAUUGUUUACCAAAUUGUUGGAUUGUGGUUAGAAUAGACGGAAGAAAUUUUUCAAAGUUUUGUGAUGCACAUCAAUUUACCAAGCCAAACGAUGUAGCCGCUUUGGAAUUGAUGAAUCGGGCGGCUAUCACGGUUAUGGAAGAUUUCAAAGAAAUCAUUUUAGGCUUUGGUCAAAGCGACGAAUACUCUUUCGUUUUUCGAAAGGACACGCAACUUUAUAAAAGGAGAGCUUCCAAAUUGAUGUCAAAUGUAAACUCUCUUUUUGCAUCGUCGUAUGUUUAUCAUUGGCCUCGUUUCUUUAGAGGAAAAGAAUUAUAUUAUCCACCCUCCUUCGAUGCCCGUGUUGUUUUGUACCCAACAGAUAAAAAUUUAAGAGAUUACUUAGCAUGGCGACAAGCAGAUACUCACGUGAAUAAUUUGUAUAACACUUGUUUUUGGAGUCUUGUGUUGAAAGCAAAACUUACACCAAGUCAGGCAGAAGAAAAACUCAGGGGUACAUUGGCAUCACAUAAAAACGAGUUACUUUUUCAAGAGUUUGGUAUAAAUUAUAAUAACGAACCUCCACUUUUCCGAAAAGGUACUACACUUAUAAGGAAGUUAGUACCCGAUGGAACGGGUAGACUGAAGCCAGCAGUGGUUCCAUUGGUGGAUGACAUUAUCGCUGAUCGAUUUUGGAAAGAAAAUCCAGAAGUGAUUGGAUUAAAAAGUUUAGCAACUUAUCAACCUCCAAACUUAGUUAACAGUGCUAAUUUAGUUAAAAACACAAUGCCAACAACGACGCCACCAUCACCAACUACUAACAUAAAACACGUUAAUAGCAUUCCACCACCUUCGGUUGUUAAUAUUAACUCCAUGAAGGAUGAUGUUCAUCCUGUGAGAAGUAGAGAAUCAGAAGGAGAAAGAAUGCAGUGUGAAAGUGAACGAAUUGGUAGAAAAUAACCAGUGUUCUAUUUUUAUAUAAUAAUUCGAAGAAUAUCCUAACGGAAAAUAAUGAAAGUUUAUUUUCAGUGACUCAAAAAAUAUUUUAAUUUACUUUUACUUACAGCAGUGGUACUAUAAAACAUUAAUUAUCGGUGAAAGAAUUACAAAAUUAUAUUUCUGAUUGUCUUUGUCUUUCACUUAAAAUUCAUUUUUUAUCUUACUACUUUAAUAGAAGUUAUAUUUUUCAUAAAAUAAAUCGUAUAUAUGUAUGUCUGUACAUAGAUAUUAUAAAAAAUACUUUACAGAAAAAAAAUACAUAUACAUAUAUAUAUGACAAAUAUUUUUCGUUAGGAUUUUAUAUUUUAAAAUUCAAUCAAUUUUAUUUUCUAAUAGUAAGAAAUUGCAUCGAAUACUAUUAAAUUAUUUAUGAAUUUAAAGGCUGCACUAGCGUAAAUAUAAUAAGAUUUUUAUAAGGAAUCUUGUUCAUAAAUAUAAACAAUACAUACUGUAGAUGCUACAUUUCAUAUACUACAAAAAAUUCAUAAUCAUAUUUUGUAGUUAAAAACUAAACCAUUUGUAAUUAAUUUAGAUUAUAACAUUUUUAUAAUUUUGCAUGUAUGUGUUUAUAUAUUUAAUAAUAAGAACUUGAUUUGAUUACUAUUACAUGUACAAAUGAAACAAUUCGUUUGCCUUAUUAUUUAAAAAACAAAAUAUUUUAAUUUAAUUUUUUCUUUGUGUGUAUUAUACAGAUUUAAUCGAUAAACUGGCUGUGUUUCUUCAUUG